AUGGAGAACCAUGACCCUCAACCCAAGCAGGAGCUGGCCCACGGCCAGCAGGGUGCUCGCCAGGAACAGGGAAUGAGCCUCUGGCAGGGUCUCCGUCUUUAUCCCAAGGCCGUUGCCUGGUCCGUUCUGUUAUCCUCGACCCUGAUCAUGGAAGGCUACGAUCUCGCCCUGCUCGGUUCCCUGUACGCGUCCCCGGCAUUCAACCAAAGGUACGGUGUCCAGGCCGCCAAUGGCGAUUGGGGCGUCCCUGCCUCCUGGCAAUCGGCGCUAUCCAACGGUGCUCGCGUCGGCGAGGUGAUCGGUCUGAUCAUCAGCGGUUUCGUCUCUGAGCGCCUCGGCUAUCGGUGGACGAUGAUCUACGCCCUCAUCGCCAUGAAUGCUGUCAUCUUCCUCUUCUUCUUCGCCGUCAACGUCCAAAUGCUUCUCUCCGCAGAGAUCCUGGCCGGUAUACCUUGGGGCAUCUUUCAGACCCUUCCAGCUGCCUACGCAAGCGAGGUUUGCCCCGUCGUCCUCCGCCCCUACCUUACCACCUACAUCAAUAUGUGCUGGGUCAUGGGCCAAUUUAUCGCCGCCGGCGUCAAUCGCGGCUCCUUUCAGCGCAUGGACCAAUGGUCCUACCGCGUCCCUUUCGCUGUGCAAUGGGCCUGGCCCCUCCCCAUCCUUACCGGCAUCCUCUUCGCUCCAGAGUCCCCCUGGUGGCACGUCCGUCGCGGCGAUAUCGCGAGGGCGAAGCACGCCCUGCAACGCCUCACCUCUCCGCAAGAUGCCUCCUUCGACGCGGACGCUACAAUCGCCAUGAUUCAGCACACCAACGAACUCGAAAAAUCCCUGUCUGCCGGUACAAGCUACCUCGACUGCUUCCGCGGCGUUAACCGCCGCCGCACCGAGAUCGUCUGUGGCAUUUGGAUCGUGCAGACACUCAGCGGCCAGAACAUAAUGGGCUACUUCGCAUACUUCUGCGUCCAGGCUGGCCUACCCGAGAUCCAUUCCUUCAACCUCUCGCUUGGCCAGUAUGCCCUUGGUGUCCUCGGCACCAUCGGCUCUUGGUUCCUGAUGUCCGCGCUGGGCCGCCGCACAAUCCACCUCCUCGGCUUGUCGUUGCUCUUCACUCUCCUCAUUAUCACCGGCAGUCUUUCCUUUGCGCCGGACUCCAACAACGCCGCGAAAUGGGCAAUCGGGGCCAUGCUCAUGGUUUUCACAUUAGUCUACGAUAUCAGCAUCGGGCCCGUGACAUAUUCCCUCGUCUCGGAGCUCUCGUCGACGCGUCUAAAGGCGAAAACCAUCAACCUGGCCCGCGCAGGGUACAAUAUCAGCAACAUAGUCGUCAACGUGCUGACGAACUACCAGCUCAACGACUCUGCUUGGGCCUGGGGCGCGCGCUCAGCGUACUUCUGGGCCGGCACCUGCCUUCUUUGUCUGUGCUGGUCAGCGAUGCGUGUCCCGGAGCCAAAGGGCCGCACGUAUGAAGAGCUGGAUCUCCUGUUUGAGCAGAGAGUUCCGGCAUGGAGGUUCAAGAAGACUGCGGUAGAUCCGUACCAGGGCUUGGCUGAGACUGAGGGUCAUGUUAGGGAGGAUCAGCAAAAGAGUAGCUGA
Messenger RNA from Aspergillus nidulans FGSC A4, 1593 nucleotides. RefSeq lists its product as uncharacterized. The record is from RefSeq and is a predicted model, not a curated record. Lineage: Eukaryota; Fungi; Ascomycota; Eurotiomycetes; Eurotiales; Aspergillaceae. Gene Ontology annotation, cellular component: membrane. Bases 1 to 1593 code for a protein of 530 amino acids. Gene Ontology annotation, biological process: transmembrane transport; proton transmembrane transport; carbohydrate transmembrane transport. The transcript has a single exon. Gene Ontology annotation, molecular function: transmembrane transporter activity.